CGGAGAGGUGUUUUUGCUGCGCCUGCGUGUUACGCCGCUUCCUGAGUGGUUGGCGGCUGCGGCCAUUUUGUGGAUUUCUGGUUCCUCCUCUUCCCCCACCCCCCCGCCUUCUCUCGGUCUUAGUCUUUUGCUUCUGCCGGGGGCCGGGACGUGAAACGAGGGGCCGCGGAGCUCUCGCGUUUCUUUACAAACCCCCUCAACACCCCACCCCUCCUUCCCGGUUGUCGGAGCCUACCGGUAGUCCCCUCCCCCCUCCGCGCGGUGUCCUGGGUCCGUCUGCGAGCGGCCCUCCUUCGCCGCGAUGGAAGACGACGGGCAGCCCAAGACACUGUGAGUGGGGUUGGGGUGGGUGGAUUGAGCACCUGGGCGCAGGUGGGCAGACCGGGGGCGAGCGGGGGGUGGGGGUGGAGGGCUCUGACAGGCGGGGACGUGCGCGGGGUGGCGCCUCUUGAGGGACCGAAGAGGGUCGAGGGGGAGGGGAGUCGUGGCAACGAGCGGGUCGGGGGGGGGAGGGAAUGGUAGGCAAUUACGAGGUGAUCGAGUAGAUCCCUUUAAUGGGGAAGGGGUUGGUAUGCCUCGGCCAAAGGGGGAUUUGGGGGUGGGGGGAAAAAGACAAGCAUGUUGUUGAGGGGAAAGACAGUUCAUUGGAGCCAGAGCUACAACCCAAAAUGGUUUUCUUUGCGACAUGCCAGGAAUUGUGGGGCUGGGGAUCCUUUCCCCACCUCGGGGAGGUUUUGGGAAACGUUUUCCGUUCUGUAGCUCCAUAACUCAUAGGCCCUUGGUCCCUUGUCAGGGAAACAUCAGUCCUACGUGGAUGUGGGUCCUGGGCCCUCCUGCCAAGGGGUCAAGCAUUCUCUUCUCGCCAAAAGGGAAUUAGGAGAGGAUGUAAUUCGGAACAGAGCAAAACCUCUCACUCUCCACGAGGCGCGGGGCUCUUCUGUGGGAUCCUGAACACUAGGGCUGUUGUAAUCGUGUCAACAGGCUGGGUUUAACAUAUGUUGAGUUUGGAGUUCUCUGAGGCAUGUGGGGGGUGGGAGGCUUGGGUCAGGGAGGCUUCCGUGUCGGAAAUCGUGGCCAGUAAAACAAGAAGGGGAGAAAGGUCAGUAGGUAGAGAGGUGUGGAUGAAGAUAUGGGUAAUCAGAUCCUCCGGAGACCUGAUGCAUAUAUUGGAGAAAACAUUGCGGGGGGCAGCAUUCUGAAUUCAAGAGAAUAAAGCUGAAUAGUCAAGUGAAAGGGAUGUCUUUAUGAUUCAAAAACCUGAGUGAGGGAUAAAAAAUUAUAUUCCAUGAAAUAUAAGGUUCUUUUUGUAUUCGUGAAACAGAGAGAAUGUGUCUUAUGAACCAUAUGCUCACUGUACUAGAAGGCAUAUUGCAAGCCAAACCCCUCUUUUCCUCCUUUUUGCAGAAUAAUUGUUCUAAACAAAAUGCUUGCUGUAUUUUGAUUGUGAUCAAGUAAAUGAUUUUUGUUUUAGCUCUCAUAUCCCACCUCUGAAGUGUGAGAGGAGAGAAAAAUGUGAUAACCAGGCAACAUUGGUAGUGGGGCUUCUUGAGCAAUCAGUGUAUAAAUGAGGUCACCACUACUUUGUCUAAUGCAUGUAAACAUGCUUAAAACAUUUUAAGAAACUACUGAUGAAGCAGAGGCCGUUUGUUCAGUGCUACUUAAAUUUUGAGGUAGUAAGCUCGGGAGCUAGCAAGUUUAGUGCUGUUAGCCAUGUUGGAAGCAUCAUGUUGUAGGGGAAGGAAGCAAGUAAAUGCAAAUAAGCAGACGUACAGUAUACAUAACUUGUAUCUGACUGUUGAACAUACUUGUGGAAAUAGAGAACAUUGUUGUUAUCCCCUAAUGUAAAAAAUUUAGUUGCUCUUGAAAAAAUGUUGGAUGCUUUAUGCAAUAAAAAUUGAAGAUAAUGGACAACCUUUUAUUUAUUUAUUUUUAAAAAUAUCACAAGAUCUCAGGGCAGUUCACAAGAUAAAAUACAAGAUAAAAUAAAAACCUAAUUUGUAAUCUUACUCUAAUCAUUUAGCAUUUUUCCCUCUAAUAUUUUAAAACAACUUUCUACCAUGGUCACUGGGAAAGUAUAUAUUUUUUAAAGUUUGGAGUUCCUCAGGAUUGUGAUUAUAUCUUACAUUGUACAAGUGUGUUUACAUGUUCAUCACUUCUGUCCUGGACCAUAUCCUUGAAAGUGGAAGACAGCUUUUGUAGUAUAUACCUAGCUCUCUUGUACUAUACUGAUUUUGAAGCUAGCUUCAAAAUGUUCUUUGUAAUUAAACAGAUUGUAGUUGGGAGUAUAAUCUUUCUGUACGGAAAUCAUGACUCAGCUCCUGUGGUUCAUUCAGAACAGUUUUUGCAUGUCUGUCUUCCCAUCCUUUUCCCAGUCCACAAAAGUGAAGAAGUCAAUCAAACAUUAUUUACUUGGCCACUUUGUCUCCACUCUGAUUGCAUGCUUGAAACCAACUCUGGUUACUCUGAAUCUUUAGGAAACUACGGUAUCUUAACUGACUUGAGAGCCUGAGUUCAGAAUGUCACUUUUGUGCAUAGUGGAAGAGAGAAAUGACAGGAUGUGCCAGGGUGGUGGGAUACUAAAUAUAACUAGCAUGCAGCUGACAAAUGUCCACUGCGUUAUCUUUUUUUUUUUUUAAGUUGAAUAAACAUUUGAAGUGUCAGUAUUAAAAGGUUUUGUAUGCUAGAGGAUUGUGUGCACACAUGCUUGUGAGACUAGAGCAUAACCAGAUGCUUGGUAUUUUUCUCUUCUUGGCUACAAGUUAAUCAAGUUUUUAUCAAUGAGAACAAGCAAGAAGUUUGGCAAAACUAAAUUUAUGUCAGAUUUUACCAAAUUUGCUUUGCAGGACUCCCAGUGAUAUAAUUGAUCCACCCACCCACCCGUGCAGGAGUAUUUCUAAUAGAUUGAAAAGCUGGAAAUCAGAGCUGGAAAAGUACCCAGAACCCAACUGCAGUUGGUGUUAUCUUCAUCCUUUGAACUUAUUUGAAUUUAAGUUUCACUGAAUUCAGUGGAAUUUACUUCUGAGUAAAGCAUUUGUAAACUGCGCAUUGUUAGAAAGCAUACAGAGGUACUUAUUCACUCUCCCCUCUUGUAGCUGCCAUACUUCUUGGAAACCUGGAUCAACACUAUAAAGUCUUACCAGUUUGCUCUGUUUUCUGUGCCAAAAGAAUAUGUGCACAGCUGCCAAAGUUUUGCACUGUUUCCUUUCUUAAGAAACUGGAGUACAACGCUAUGUUAGCUGCCUGCCUUUGGCUCACAUUCUGUCUUCUGGCCUUAAGUAGAGAGAAAACGUGCAGCCAUCCUUGUACUGUUUCACGGAACACUAUAAUGGCUACCAGUCCUAAUUCAACAGCCUUGCAGAAUUGUGAUAUAUAUAUAUAUAUAUAUAUAUAGCUGGUGUAUGCACUGUGUUCAAAUUCCAUUCUGCUAGAAAGUUAGGAUUUCCGUAUGUGAUAUAAGAGGGGGGGGAAAUGCAAUAUGAAUGAGUUCUUUUGCAUUUAAAAAUUGGCACAGUUUUUGUCAACUGCUCUGAAAGAAUUCAUGAACUAUAAUAGUUAUGCUCUGAGCUAUACUUUUGCAAGCCAUUAAUUUACUUUGCAAUGCUUGUAGACGAAUCAUUGAUCUUUUUUUGCCCUGUAAGGGAGAAUUUCCGAUGGAUCCAAAUUUCUGAGAAACAGGGCUGGAAAAAUAUCAAGCAUCUGGUUCUGUGGGUGCCUAAAAGAUUUAUGCCUGUGAAUGAUGUAUUGAAAUGUCUUGUCAUCUUUUAUAAAAAGUUAUUUAAAAUAGAAAACUGCCAUUUAAUAUUUGGUUGUCUUAGAGACAACAUUGUGCUUAGGACACUUCUGUGUAAAACUUACAAAGCUUGAAUGUCUUAGGGUCAGGUAAUCCAGAGUUCUUCAACCUCCGGUCUCCAGAUGUUGUUGGAUUACAAGUCCUAUUCUCCCCACCCAGCUUUGCUGAUGGUCAGGAAUGUUAGGAGCUGUAGUUGAGCAACAUCUGGGGACACAAGUUUAAAGAAAGGUGCAAUUCCUAACAAUCCUUCGUGACUACAUACAAGUCAUGGAGUCAGUUCCUAACAAUACUGGACCAAAAAGUUAAUAAACACUUUAAAUGUAGUGGCUCAUAUAACCUAGGCAGGGAUUUCUUGCCACAACAAGGGGCACACAAGGGUCCAAGAUGCAUAAUGUCAAAGGUGCCAGUAGAGAACAAGAAGUCAUUCAGUAAAUCAAAUAAAAGUAAGAUCUUUAAGAGCUGUCCAUUACAUGACAGCAGGAGGCAUGAAAGAGGUUCUAGGGCCAGGGUAGAUAACUUGUGGGCCCCCAGAUGUUGUUGGCCCGAUCCGCUCCAGCCAUCAUGGCAAAUUCAACAACAUCUAGGGAACCAUGGGCUAAUCACCCCCCUUCUUGGAGCUGGGAUAAUAUCAGCAUGACAUUGAGAUAGGAGCAGGUGAAUUCUUUUUUCUGUUUCCUAAUUUAGUUUUAAAAUUUAUUUUCAAUUUGUGUAAUUUCCCAUUGGUAAGAUAGUACUGACCAGGGUAGGCAGGAGGUGGAGUUACAUCUGCUGGUAGAUCUCUGGCUGAUUUGCAGUGGAUUGGCAAGGAUUUCUAGCUUUUCCGGGGUUUUUAACAAUAGCAACAACAAAAUGACCCCUCUUCUCUGUUGAAAUGAAAAAGGCCUUGGAUAACCAGAAGUCGAUUUUUAUUUUGAAGGAUUGUGAAUUAUGUCCCAUUCUAGUACUCAAAAGAAAUUACUGUACUCUGAAUUCUUUAAUUCUAAGUUAAUGAAUUUGAUCCAGACUAAAUUGGUUGACUUUAAGCUCCCAUAGCAAUAAUGUGAUUCCACUUAUUCGUGUUUCACUUGUCCCAUUGAUUUCCAUGGAACCUACUUUCAACUAAUUUACAAAGCAACUCAAACGUUUCGUUUGCUGGCCUGCAGUGAGUUUGAAUUAGGCAGAGAUGUCUUUCAUCUGAUUGAGCUGGUCCUCCAUUGAAUGAGUGGCUGGCUGGCUGGGAGGCCCACUGUCAGUACCUUUCACUGGCAUAAUGUUCUGUGGAUGGAGGUGGAGCCGAACUGACCCAGCACCCUGAGCCAGUCUCAUUGUCAUUUCAUAACCUCAUUGGACCACAUAACUACACUAGACUGGAGCAGGUGGAACGAUCAAUUUUGGAUCAUUCUGCCCACCUCCUUCCGCUGCAGCUGUCAUGAGUGACAGGGCUUUCAGGUGCAGCAGUAGCCCCACUGCUCUGUGAAGCCCUGUCAGCAGGGGGUGGGGGUUUGGAUUGUGCCCCUAGUCUGGAUCCUGGCAUAUGUUUUUUGAACCAGGUUCUGGUUGGUGUUCCCUGGGGUUCUAGUAAAAAACAAAAGCCUGGAAUCUGUCCAGAGUGCAGGCUUUCACUUUUAAGAUUUAUUAGCUGUUGUUAUACAUGGUAAACUUGUUCUUCAAAUGAAACAUUUCCUAAACUUAGUAAUUUUCACAUUGUUUACCAACAAAUUCUUGUUUGUUUUCUGAUGUAGAGGACACUGUAUUACACGAAUAAUCUAGGUUUCAUUUUGCUGGUUAUAAAUUGUAUACUUGUAUAACAAGUAACAUGUACUACUAGUACACAAGAUUUAUUAUGCCAGUUACAUAGAGGUAUGUAGGUACAACGUUUGAGCCUAACACUGUUCACUUCCAAGUGAGGUAACUGUGCAUAGAAUUGUAGCCUUAGUUAGUUAUGUAGUUUGAAUUAUUUUUCCCUUCUACUAGAUGGAGGAUGUAUAAAUGUUUUGUUUUACAUGCAGCAACAGUACCUAGUAUUGGAACCUAUAUAUGUCAGAAUAUAAACUACUCCUGUUAUCUAUCUAGGUUUCUAUACUAUGCCUGUCAAUGCAGCAUAAGUGAUGUCUCAUGAAUUAGGGAGACAGCCUAUAGAGGUAUAGUAUAUGCCUUUAUUUCAUUAUUUAUGGUUUUGCCAAGUUAAUUGUGUAUUCUUAUAGGAAAUGGCUUGAAAAAUAUUUAGUGUGCUUCAAAUAUUCUAUUACAGUGUUCCUUAAGAUUACAAUAUUCAUUCAGAAUAGACAUUUCACCAGUUGUUAAAUGUAUUCUUUAAAAAAAAAUAUUAAAAAAUCAAAACUGAUAUUGAGCUUCUAUAGGCUGGCUUCAUGUUACCAACUGUUUUUCUCAGUUGAAGGGAUUCAUUCAAAAGCCAAUAUGUGAUUCAUGGGUAAGGUUUGCAAAUUAGUCUGCAUUGAAUAGCCUCCUUACUUUUUCUGUUCAUUUUCCAUACGCCUUCCACUUUCUUGUGUGCGUGACUUUUUUUUAAAGUUUUCAAAAGUAUCAGAGAAGAUAUGUAAAUACUUCAUAUAUAUUGCUUUCCCUCCUAAAUGAUCAAAAUGUUUCUGCUAUUUCUCAGGGUACUUCAUAAGAAUGAUGGGAGCUGGUAUUACUGACCCUGUGUUACAAAUAGUGGCCAAUCUUGAGGGGGGACGGGCCCUCAGCUGAUUGUAAUUUGCUCAAGGCUGGUCACUGAAAUCAUAUUGUAAUUAUAUUUAAGUCAGUGGCAUUUAUCUUACAGAACAGUAACAGGGAAACAUUUGGCCCUCCAGAUACAACUCCCUUAACCCCUGGCCACUGGCUAUGCUUCCUGGGACUGAUGGGAGUUGUAGUGCAAUAACAUCUGAAGUGUCAAAGAUUUCUCACAUCUGUUAUAGAACUUCCUGUGGUGUUGCAAAGGAUAUUCAGCUAUUAUCACCUGCUGCAGACCUAAUUCAGAGGAUCUCUGAACUGUAGUUCAGUGCUUGAGAGUGGGCUUCCUUACCCAAUGUAGAGCACAUUUUCUAUUCCUGCUUUAAUUGAGGUUAAGAUAUAUUUGAAACCAGUGUUAACCACCUCAGUAGCAUUACCCACAGUUUUGCCAGGAUCCAUAAUCUCCUUUCAACUUCUAUUUGUGGUUAGCACUAACAAUAACUAGUGCUGAUGUAUGUUUUAAUGGCAAUUAAGUUGGGACACGGGUGGCGCUGUGGGUAAAACCUCAGUGCCUAGGACUUGCCGAUCGUAUGGUCGGCGGUUCGAAUCCCUGCGGCGGGGUGAGCUCCCGUCCUUCGGUCCCAGCUCCUGCCCACCUAGCAGUUCGAAAGCACCCCUAAAGUGCAAGUAGAUAAAUAGGUACCGCGUUAUAGCGGGAAGGUAAACGGCGUUUCCGUGUGCUGCGCUGGUGCUGGCUCGCCAGAGCAGCUUCGUCACGCUGGCCACGUGACCCGGAAGUGUCUCCGGACAGCGCUGGCCCCCGGCCUCUUAAGUGAGAUGGGCGCACAACCCUAGGGUCGGACACGACUGGCCCGUACGGGCAGGGGUACCUUUACCUUUACCUUAAGUUGGGUGUGAGUGGAAAGUUGCUCUAGAGAAGGGUAGAAGCCAACUCCUGAUCACCUAUCCUUGCCUAAGAGAUCCCCAGUGAUAUAUCUGCAGUAAUAUUCUGCAUUGCAUAUUAUGAUAUUGCUGCUUUAUAAGUAAAUUCAAAGUGGUAUUAAGAAAGCUAUUUGACUUAUUACUAUGGAUUUUUAUUAGGAGCAAUAGUAGCAUACAGGUAGCAUUAGAAUAAGCUUAUUUAGUGCUGCGUUAAUGACCAGUGGUUAUGGAAAAAAGCUUUUUUACCCUUGGGAAAUGGCAUGUGGCUUUUCAACCCUUGGCAGCAUUUCAUUUAUUAUUUCUUUACAUCACGCCUUUACUCAAAGGAGGUCAAGGCAGCAUACAUAGUUCCCACUCCCUGAAUCCUUUAGGUUGAUAUACGGUGACUUACCCAUAGUCACCCAUUGAGCUUCAUGGCUGCGUGGGGAUUUGAAUCUCUCUUUGAUCCUGUGUCAGUACUUAACCCAGCCUUCCCAAACCUUGGACCUUCGUGCUGUUGGACUCCCAACUGCCACCAUCUCUGUCCUUCGGCCAUGCUGGCUAGGGAUGAUGGAGAUUGUCAUCUAAUUUGGAUCCAAGACUGGGAAAGGCUGCUUCAACCACUCACUGCAUUAUACCACAUUGCCUCUCAAAUGAAGUUGAAAUUUAUUUUUAGAAACCUGUUUUAUUUUAGUAUAUGAAUUGCUUGAUUGUAAAUUGUCAGCCCUUUCCUGCUCUGAAAGUAUAGUUAUUUCUAACAGAAGUGAAGGAUUGUAUCCACCUAAGUCCUACUUAGAGCAGAUCUUAGUCACAACUAUAUUCAUUAUUUUCAAUGGGACUAUAUCCAGAUUUUUCUGAGUAAUGUUUACCCCUUGGAAGGCGCCCAUACAGAACCAGCACACGAUUUAAAUUUCCUUGGGUUAAAAAAAAAAACUUACAGACUCUGAUGCAUGCAAGGACUUUUUGAAAUGAAAAUGGCACUCCUGUGCAUGCACUAAUUUCUAUUUUAAAAUUCGUAUGCCAAACAUUUUGAAUUUUGGCCUUCAGAGGUCCAUUUGUUGGAUUCUGUGGAGGUAUCUUUUGAAAAAGAAACUCAGGAAAGUACCGGUAGCAUCCAUGACUCCUGCACAUGCCCAUCUCUGAAACUGUAGCCUAGUUUUCCUGUGCUCCACAAGAAUUAAGGCAGGCAUGGGAAACAUGUAUCUGGCCAGAUGUUACUCAGCCCUAGCUCACAACCUCUCUGGCCAUUGGCCAUACUGGCUGUGGUUGAUUGGAGUUGGAGUCCAUCAUCAUCUGGAGGGCCACAGGUUCCUCAACUCUGGGUUAGGGUUUAUCUAACAAAAAGCAACAUAACUGAUCAGCAUACUUGUGAUACUUCAAUGACAACAAUGUUAGUACUUACCAGUAUUUGAUGAAUACACAGUAGCGUUUUAAAAGCUGUGGACUACUUAAUAGUGUGUUCAUAAAGUUUAUUAACAGGUGCUAUAUUUUCUGCUUACACAAUUGAUAGCUGAUAUUUCAAUAAAUUGCACAGAUUAUCCUUUGAGAUGAAUGAUGGGAUUUACAUUACCUUUUCUUUUGUCUAUCUAGCUAUGUAGGAAAUCUUUCCAGAGAUGUGACUGAAGUACUUAUACUUCAGUUAUUCAGCCAAAUUGGACCCUGCAAAAGCUGUAAAAUGAUAACAGAGGUAAGACUCUUUCAGUCUAAUCUAUGUCAGUAUUGUUUCAUUUUAAAAUUCAAGUAAUUAUUGAUCCUGCUACCUAAAACAUUUCUAUUAGGGCUGCAGCAGUGAUUGAUUGAUUGAUUGAUUGAUUGAUUGAUUGAUUAAUUGAAUCAAAAAAUCUUUUGAAAUGUGCCUUUUAAACAUGCACUACAUCUUUAAAAUAUUAUUUUUUAAAUUUUUAGUACAUAAAGUGCAGAGGGAGGCACAAUCUUCCCUUUUCUCCUGCUCAGGAGGAAAUGCCUCUUUUAAAAUGGUGUCCAUUAUAUAGAUUAUCUAUAACUAUAUAGAUUAUUUAUAACUAUAUAGAUUAUCUAUAAACUAUAUAGGAUGUUCUUUCCUGUGAAACAAUUGUAUGCAAAUGAAUUCAUUUUUAAUCAAUUAAAACAUGCAGUUAAUAACUAAGAUUUCUUUAAUUGCAUAAUAUGAUACAGUUAUUGCUCUGACAGAAGGAACUUAAAGGAUUUAGGUAAAUGAUUCUCAGGUCUGGGGAAACAACAGAUGUAAGUUAUUGUAUGCAAUAAUAGUUGCAUCUGAAGUAUGUAUGCUAAACAUUUUUAUUUGAAAUACCGUAUUUUUCGCCCCAUAGGACGCACCUAGUUUUUUUUGGGGGGGGGGGGAUAAAGGGAAAAAAAUUUUAUUCCCCCCCAGGCGCGGGGGCUGCGCGAGGCUUGCGGACAUCUGCCCGAAGCAGGGGGCGGGCUCCGCAGCUCGCCCCAUGCUUCGGGCUGCAGGCUGCCGCCCCAAGCCUCGCGCGCCCGGCGGGACCUCCCGCCGGGCACGCGAGGCUUGCGGAUAGCUUCCUGAAGCCUGGAGAGUGAGAGGGGUCGGUGCGCACCGACCCCUCUCGCUCUCCAGGCUUCAGCGAAAGCCUGCAUUCGCCCCAUAGGACGCACACACAUUUCCCCUUCAUUUUUGGAGGGGAAAAAGUGCGUCCUAUAGGGCGAAAAAUACGGUACUUGAGAUACAUGAUAUCUCUUGUACCAUAUUGAUAAUCACUACUAUCCUUGUUUCAUCAGGAUAAUCAAAAUAUGUUCCAGUUAGAGUCAUAACUUCACAAACAAAGGCUGUAUAUUAAGCUUUGCCUGUUCUGGGAUUCAUUGUGUGACUCUGAGCAAGUUCAAGAUGUCUCUUCCCUGAGUGAUGCUGUAAAAAGAAUAGGUCCAGGAUUUUAAAGCAUUAUCAUGCAAACACCUAUAUAUAUCAUAUAUACAGUACAAUAUGCAUUGUUGGUCCUAGAUACUCUGCUGAUCUUUCUUGCUGCCUGCUGUGCCCCCACCCCAAUGCUUUUCACCACUGCUGGAUAUUUAUCUUGUUUCACUAAAAGGCCACUUGAAAAUAAAGAGGAAUCAAAGAAAAGAUAGGUGCUGCAUGCCAUUCCUAUUUUACACCCUCAUUUCUGGCUUUCAUAGCUUCGGGAAAAGACUGUGCUUUUGACAUGGCAACAUACCUUACAUUUUGAUGAAUCAUUUUAUUGUUUUCCCAAAUAACCCUUGCUAGAUUGUUUGCUUUUAAUAAGUACCUUGAAACUACGCUGGACAUAAUCCAGCAAAAAUUACUGAAAUCUCAUUGAAAAUAAUAAAGUGAAAAUUAGUCUUGAUCAACUUUUGCUAGUCCCAUUGUGUGUCUGGUUAUUCAGUGUCAGCUUACUCACUGCCAGUGAGUUUACUGUUCCCCAGCGUGGACAUUAUUUUUGAGCCCUACAUUUGUUGGAGUAGCCCCAAGCAGAAAUUUUGGAAUUACAUUCUUCUGUCUGUAUUCUAGUUGUCAAUUCCAGGGGCUGAGGUAUGACACAUUUCCUAUUGUUGGGGACAUCUCCAUUGACAAAACUCUCUGCAGGCAUGACAGGGAGUCUGCAGUGGUGCAAGGGCCAUACUGCUGGCAGUUGUCUCUCUUUUCUACAAUUUUACGUCUUCUGGUGGUGGCAGAUAUAUGAUGUGUGUGUGUGAAGUCCAUUUGACUUCCAAAACAUUCAAAAACCAAAUUGCGGCUUCUGAUUGGCUGCAGGAAUCAGAAGUCGUAGAAGCCCAACGGACGUUCAGGUUCCAAAAGAACGUUUGCAAACCAGAACAAUCACUUCCAGGUUUGCGGCGUUCAGGAAUCAAAACGUCCGAGUUCUAGGGGUUUCAGGAUCCAAGGUACAACUGUAUUUUACUAUGUUUUAUAUAUACUGUAAGCUGCCUAGAGUGGCUGGGUGGUGUUGUUGUGUUGGGUGUUGUUUUUGUUGUUGUCCCCCCCCCCCCAAUCUGCAGAUUGCUAAGUUAGUAUAUUUUGCUGUAAGACCCAAAAGUUCAAACUUCUAGCCUGUAUCUUGGUUCUGUUACCUUGUAAAAGUUGCAAAUAUUUGUUCAUCCACCCCAAAAAAUCUGGACCCUGGGAAUUAUCGGUGCUUGAGGUGCUACAUGUGCAUAACCAACUCUGUCUCUCUAGGUACAGGAAAUUGACCCCAGAUAUCAGGCAGAAUUUUUCCCUUCCAUAACUAUCAUGUCUGAGAAUUCAGUUUUUAAAGAUUAUGUGAAUGAAUGAGCAAACUGUAAAGGCUGCAUAGCCCAAUCUAGUAAAGGCAUUCUUUAUGCCAAAACAGACAUUUAUGCACAGGUUUUUUCUGGAUCUAGUCGUAAGUGUGCAAAAAUGUGAUAAACACUGUGUGCAUUCAGUGUCCUUCUGUUGGAUAGGUGCUGCAUUUUUGCCCACCACAUGGAUAGGUGGCUGUGUCAGUUUUGACAGCACUAAUGGCCUGUGACUGAUUCAGCUAUGCCUCCCUCCCCCUCAGCAGAUGAUCAAGAAUAUUUCUGCUAUCAGUACUAUCCAUUGGGAAGAGAAAUCAGUGUGUGCUGCUCUGGUCAUGCAGCACUGUUAUGUACUGCUGUCUAGUUCAGGGUCACAGCAGAAUGUUAUAUCUUAAACUGACAGUGUGAAACAAUGGACAACCAUUCUUAAGGUUACUUUAUAAGCGUGUGUAGUAAUACUUCCUUUUCUAGCUUUAAGUAAUAUAUUUUCCUGGAUUUUCUUCUCAGCAACCCGAUAGCAGAAGGGUCAACUCUUCUGUUGGAUUUUCUGUUUUGCAGCAUACAAGCAAUGACCCUUAUUGCUUUGUGGAAUUUUAUGAACACAGGGAUGCAGCUGCUGCAUUAGCUGCUAUGAAUGGGAGAAAAAUUUUGGGAAAGGUACGUUGCAAAAAAAAAAAAAAGAAAACAAAGAAUGACACAUAGUAAAUGAAUAGGUUAAUUUAUGAUCCAUGGCAAGCAUUUUUGACCAUGUUCUUACUUAGAAGUACCUUGAAAAUUAACGUUGGUUGCUGUUAUUAUUAGAAUAUGACUAUAUCUUGAUUGAAUUUAUGCAUCUAUUCUAAAAUUAUGUUUGUACUGAUAUUUUUCUUUUUUUCAGGAAGUAAAGGUUAACUGGGCAACAACACCAAGUAGCCAGAAAAAAGAUACAUCAAGUAAGUAAUGCUUGUAACAAUUCUACCAAAAUCAACUAUUAAAGUACAGUGGUACCUCUAGUUGCGGACACGAUCCGUUCCAGGGUGCUGUUGGCACCCCGAAAAGUCCACAACUAGAGUGGUGCUUCUGCGCAAGCACAGAGUGCGAUAGAGCGCUUUUGUGCCUGUGCAAAGCGCGCAGAACACUUCUGUGCACGCGCAGCAAAACCCGGAAGUAUACACUUCCGGGUUUGCCGCGUUCACAAGCUGAAAAGACGCAACAUGAACCUAACGCAACACGAGGUAUGACUGUAGAGCUGAGCUCAUGCACUUACUGCAAUUUGAUUUUGUAUAGUAGCUGAAUUACUUCGGUUUUAUAAUCUCCAUAGAUACUCUUUGGCUGAACAAGUUUAAUUACUGGUUAAAUGCAGAUGUGACUUGGAAAUUUAAACACAAGAUUGUUUGAAUUGCACCCCUUUCUACACUGAGAACUAAAGUGCUGGUUAAGAGAAAUAUAUUUAAUUGGUUUUUGCUUUCCUCCAGAUCACUUCCAUGUGUUUGUGGGAGAUUUAAGUCCAGAAAUAACAACAGAAGACAUCAAGUCAGCAUUUGCUCCUUUUGGUAAAAUAUCGUAAGUAUCCUAGUUUGUAUCUUAAUUCACUAAUACAGAACAAGUCAUAAUACAUGAUUGUAUUUUCUUCUUCAAGUUAAAUGUCUUUCACUUUGCUCGGAUUGUUUCUUUAAAGUCUUCUUGAUAAUGGGCAGUGGGUGGGGUACAGUGAUCUUGUGGGUUUCUUUGCAUUCAGUUAUCCCCCCACAAAAAUUAACAAGGUCUCUGCAUCAAAUCAAUUGAAAGCUGCAUGCUUUUAACACCUGGUAUGUUUGGUGGUGAAUGGGUUACAUUGCUGGCAAGAAAACUGUGUUUUGGUUCUUGGAAUUUACAUAAAGUUGUGUGUUAGAUACAUCAAGGUUUCUUACUCAUCUGAUAAUUUUGUAGAUAGUGUUGAACUGCAGGCAAGUUAUAUAAGGUAGUGUAGAAAGCAUUAAAAUCUAGUGUACAUUUAUCAUUUUGACAAGUAGUGGUGUUAUAUUUAGAGUUCAUGCAUUUGGAAAUUAAACCAAACCUUUUGGUAAGUUUAGCAGCUUUCGUUUGUAGUGGCGCACAAGUGUGCCCUUCUAAAACAACCUUUUAUUUUUAGACAGUAGAAAUUGGGAAUAGAUUUCCAAAUAACUAUAGUUUUUUAAUUGAACAUUUUAAACAUUGCAAGCGUACCUGUUAAGUGCUAUAGCAUGUCUGUCUCUUUUGUUGCAUAAUCUAGUUUCUUCAGAGGUUUUCUUCUAUUGUUUUCUUUGUCCUUUUAACAACACCAAAACAAAACUUGAACAUCUUGUGUUACUUUACAGGAAUAUAUUUCUGCUUAAAAAAACAAUCUUUUCUAUAUACAAUCUGUACAUAUUUUCAAUUGAAACGUAAAUCUUAUUUUGUCUAUUUUGUUUACUUUGCUUUUUAUCUCAAUGUGGUAAGUAGUACUGUUUGCGAGCAAAUAUAAAAAAGGUUGAAUACAGGUUGCUAUUUCUCAAUCUUUAUUUAUACCUGAGACCUGCAGUUUUUCUUAAGUCCAAGUCACAAUUAAAAGUAAUAGCAUUCUGAUUAUUUUGCAGAAUUGCUCAUAAGAAUGGACAGGAUCUUGAAGCUAACUGCAAGGAACUGUGCACACUGGAACUCAGUUGUAGAUUUUUUUCUCAUUUCUAUUUAUUCUUAUUAUACAUUAUUUAUAUAUACAUAUCUUAGUAUUUACAUUUUAACAUUCUAUAUUCAGUGCAGUUCUAUAUUUCCAAUCAUUUUAACUUACUCACUAAAAUUUAUGUGUAAAAUUUGUUGUUUUCGUACUGGUGUGCUUAGCAUUGUUGUUAGUUUUAUUCUCCUUUCUUAAAUUUCUGAAAAUGUCAAUUUUUCAAAAUUUACAGCUGCCCAAACUCCAAAAUGAUGGUAGAGAAUUGACCAAGAAAAAUAAAGAAAUCUGUUAACAGGCCAUGUAUGCCUUUUAAUUCCUAUUUUUUUCCUCUUUUUCAAUUUUUUAAUAUUUCAUAUUUUAUAUCACUAGGCAGAGGGCAUUUAUUUAGAAAAUGCAUGGUAAAAAUAGUUAGAAAUGUUAGAGUAAUUUAUAGAACAGUGAAGAGGACCCUAGCAGAUAGAGUAUUAGAAAAGGAAACUUUGUUCCUUUUUUAAAAUUUCAAAUCUGAACAUAGUUGUAGAAAGUGCAGGUUAUAUGGAUAGGUUGCAUGUUUAUUACAUGUUAUUUUUUGUCCUACUGCUUUUUUUCUAACAGGCAAAGAAGCAAUAGGGAGAGUUUAGGAAUGGUUAUAGUUAUAGGGGUUAUUGAGUUUAUAAUAGGGAAAAUUAUGCUCACAAUACAGUGUGUGUGGUUCCUUUUAGUUUUUAUUUUGAAAAUAUUUAAUGUUUUCCUCAUAUAACUGUGCUUCUCUUCCCAGGGAUGCACGGGUAGUUAAAGAUAUGGCAACAGGAAAAUCUAAAGGAUAUGGCUUUGUAUCGUUUUAUAAUAAAUUGGUAAGCAAUCAGAAACUUUGCCACUUGUUGACACUGAAUGUGUUUGAGGUAUUAAUAUAAAAAGGCAUGUGAAGGGCAGCUUUCCAAAUCCUUUAAUUCUAGUACAGUGGUACCUCUGGUUGCGGACGGGAUCCAUUCCGGAGCUCCAGUCGGAUCCCGAGGUUUCUGCAACCGGAGGUGCAUGUUCUGCGCACAAACGCAGUGUGAUAAAGCGCUACUGUGCAUGUGUGUGGGGAGAAACCCAGAAAUAUACUUCCGGGUUUGCUGUGUGUGUAUCCUGGAGGAUACGUAACAAGAGGGGCACGUAAGUAGAGGUACCACUGUACAGAGACAUGGCCCAACUUCCUUCUGCUAUAAGGAAUACUGUUCUGUGGAGGCAGAAAUGCUCCUUUUCAUGAGUGGAAUUUAUGUUUGCUUGGACCUGUGUGCCCAAUUUGAAUGCUCUGUCUAUUAAGGAAGCAAUUUAGCAAUUCUGAUACCCUUAUCAGUGAAAGAGACCGAAGCAUCUCUCCAUUGGUAUCUAGUGAUUUUUAAAAGUGUGCUAAGUAGCAACAGAGCACCCCUGUACAAUACUUUUUCAGUAAUCAGAGCUUCUUGGACUACGUAUGUACAAAGUUUCAGAUUUGCAGGUGUUUUGGUUCUGAAAGCAGAAUCUGUUUUGCUUUGUCAGGAUGCAGAAAAUGCAAUUGUGCAUAUGGGUGGCCAGUGGUUAGGAGGUCGACAAAUCAGAACUAACUGGGCAACACGGAAACCGCCUGCCCCUAAAAGUACACAAGAAAGUAAGUGAAUAAAAGGAGGUCAGCUGGGGUGUAUUGGUAAAUGUGAAUCAUUUCAUUGUUAUGAAAUGGAAAGAUAACUGAAAAGCAAUUAUUUAAAGUGUCAUUUGUCUUUCAGAUAGCACAAAACAACUGAGAUUUGAAGAUGUAGUAAAUCAGUCAAGCCCUAAAAACUGUACAGUCUACUGCGGAGGAAUUGCCUCUGGAUUAACAGGUAGGGAUUGCAUUUCUCUUUAUAAUACAUUUAUUGAAGGCAUUAAUCAUAAAAAUUACUAACAGAAAAUGUUACUACCUUUAGAUCAGUUGAUGAGACAGACAUUUUCACCUUUUGGACAGAUUAUGGAAACAAGAGCUUUUCCAGGAAAAGGCUACUCAUUUGUGAGGUAGGGCUAUUAUUACUAUUUAUUUGUGUCUUAAAGUAGCAAGUUAUUUACAGAAUAAAACAUGAAAAUGUUAUCCAAAAUCUACUGUCCUUAAAGAGAAAGGAAGAAUUGAACCUUUAAAAGAAGACGUGGAGUUGCAUUUAGAAGUAACUUGUUUUUGUCAAAAGAAGUGAUAACAUGUUGAAUGGUGUGGGUGGUGCUCUCCAUGUAUUUUUUUAGAGUUUAGGGCAUCUAUGUUGGAGUUUCUUGAACAGUUAAAUCACUAAGUCCCUGAAUGCUGAGGAUUCAGGUUCUGCCUUAUCUGCCAUUGGACUUUUAUUUUCUGUUGAAAUUUAAGUUUGUAAGUUCAUCUGGAAAGGGGCAUGCCUGAUUUAUUUGUGUUUGUUUUAUAAAGCACAAUGUACAUUGAUGCUGUAUUAAUAGCUAUCAUUUUUGCAAGCAAAGAAGUUUCUUCUUCUUAUGUCAUUCUCUGCACUUUCAUGCAGCAAAAUACAGAGCAGCUUUUGCCGGCCUGGUGUCCAUAUAGUUUGGGCCACAGCUCAGCUGGAAUUUAUGGGUUGGGAGCUGUUGUCUGAAACAUGUGGUGGGCACCUGGUUGGGGAAUGCUUCUGUAGACAAUAGUAUAUGUUAACUGCACCAUUUUUGUACAUAUGUUGGUAAAAUCUGACUUCAUGUUUUGUUUCAUAGGUUUUCAACUCAUGAAAGUGCAGCACAUGCCAUUGUUUCAGUAAAUGGAACUACAAUUGAAGGCCAUGUUGUUAAAUGCUAUUGGGGUAAAGAAUCGCCAGAUAUAAGUAAAAACUUCCAGCAGGUAAUUGGAUUGUUUGUAUAGUGUUUCCUACAGCCUCUGUAUGUAUCUCUCUAAGUGAUUGAAGUUAGUGCAUGAAAUCUAGAGGUGACUGCACCAUUGGCAAACUGUCCUAUCGAAGUGGAAGGUUGCAGUCAACCUGCCCCACAGUGUGUGUACUUUGCCCAGUUUGCUGAAUGUGUAUAUAGGUCUUAAAUUACUUGCCAAUAAAUUGCUAAUUUUAGUUGAUGGAGUCUGUGUCUAUUUAUAUACUCAGUGUGCACUCUGUUGCUUCAAGUUUAUUUAAAUCUUAAUCUUUUUUUAAUCCCUAGGUGGAUUACAGUCAGUGGGGACAUUGGAGUCAAGUGUAUGGGAAUCCACAGCAGUAUGGACAGUAUGUGGCCAAUGGGUGGCAGGUGCCAUCUUAUGGAAUGUAUGGACAAGCGUGGAAUCAACAGGGAUUUGGUGUGGAGUAAGUAAUUCGUUUCACUAAAAUUACUGCUGGCAGACACUUUUCUAAGACAGUUUAAACUCUGAUCUGGAAUCUUUGCCUGUGCCUUACUUAGCAUCACUUUUGUUCUUGGUUAAGGAAAUCUACUGUCUCUAACUCACCUCUCAUACUUUAUAUUAAUGCUAAUUUUCAACCUUGAUGAAAUGGGGGACAUGAGGGUGAUGUGUUUGUCUUCAGUACUAACUACUGUUCUAUGUAAAUCAGCAGUUGUGAGCCUUGGUUUCACACACCCUGCAAUUUUCAUUUCAAAAAUGAACUUUGGUUUGCUCAAACUAUAGUUUGUCUAUGGACCGGGAGGUAGGAAGAGAGCUCAACGAACCUGACACUCACUGUUUUUUAUUUGCUGUCAUUAGGUCUGAAUGUAUGCAUAGUAAGAAAGUCAGUAUUUUUAAAUGUAAUUAUUUACAAAGAGAAACAGUAUUGAUUUAACCAAAAUAUCUUUUGAAUUCCCAAGUCAUGUUACAACAUUUUAGCAUCUCUCAGUUCUGGAAUUUGAUAGUUGCAAAAUACAACAUGCCCGAUUUCCCCCAGUAAAUAAUUCAUUCCUUUUUCUUUUCUUUUCUUAUUUUAAAAUCAAGUCAAACACCAUCUGCAGCCUGGAUGAGUGGAUUUGGUGCCCAGCCUGCCCAGGGACAAGCAGCUCCUGUAAUACCCAAUCAGGCUGGAUAUGGUAUGGCAAGUUACCAAACACAGUGAGCUGGGACUCUGUUUAGAAGUGUGAUUUCAAGAUAGGUUUCAAUUUCCAGUGAUUAUUCUGAAGCCUGGAAUAUAGACAUUGGCAGGGGGAGGGAGGAGAGAGAAUAUUUAUUUUGAAAAUUUAAAAUGUUUGGAACCUUUAGCACAGCAUUUGCUUUGGUGAAGGACACAAAUGUCUUCUAGUUAUGCCUUUUUAAGUUUUGUGUUCAUGAUGGAUAUGAACAUGUUUUCUUUAUGUACAAAAUUUAAAAUAAAGUCAAUAAAGACAGUUCUGACUACAAAUGUUGGUAUGUUAGGAAGAAAUAUUUAACAACCUGAUUCUUAGAUUACCAUUCCAUUUUUUUUGUCUUCAGUGUUUUACAUCACAGAUUUUAAGAAAAAUGACAUUAAAGAUGCUUUUAGUUGAACAGUAAAUCCUGACGUUUUGGCUGUGGACCAAACAUUACAUCAAAGAAGACAGUGUUUUCUUCAUUAACCACAAAGCCAUCAUUCAGAAGACAUACUCAUGGAAAUAGCAUUUUUUCCACAAAUUAUUUUUUUCCAUAUGUUUGAAGAAACUGAAGUCUGGUAUAAAUAUUUCAGUCUUUGCUGAAAAACAGUGCUAUCUGCAAUACUUGAGCAAACACUUGUUAACCACAUUCAGGAGCAUAUUAAAUCUUUCCAGAUCUUGUUUGCUUGAAGUGAAAAAAAUUGCAUUUGAUUUUGGGGAAGCAGUUUUUUCCAAAGUAUGGUGCUUAAGCAGUCAUACUUGUACUUUUACAUAAAAGUUUGUACCUAACUGCAAUGUUGCAAAAGCAUGCUCAGAGAUAGAAGUAGCAAUGUAAUUAUUCAAAAUAAUAGUUAAUAUGCUCUGCUGCUAUAUUUGCAGUAGAUUGUCAAGAAUGUGAAAGACUGAUACUUCCAAAGUUGGCUACUAUGUAAAGUGACAUAACUAUACAAAGAGCCUUAAUUCUUCAAUACCUUUUGUCACUAGAAACCUGAAUUAUUUUGCUUUCUGUUACUCAGUAUGUAAAUAUUUUGGUUGACAACCUUGUAUACCUACUUGACGGUUCCUAUAAGUUGUAUAGUAACGGAGUGUUAAAAAAAAAAUGGGGAUGUUUUUUAAAUCUAGAAAUAUUUAGCCCAAGAAUUUUUUUAACCAGAUUGUUAAAAUACCUUAUUUUAGAAAUUCCUCAAUGUGCCAUUUGGUUAACAGAAAUGCAGUUGAAACAAGUAUACUGAGCUGUGGCUUAUUCUUAGUUAAAAUGUUUUGGGGGUUUUUUUGUUUUUGUUUUUUUGUAUUUUGGGGUGGCUUGCAUGUGACAAACCUGUACAGAGGCUGGGUCGUUUGUGCACCGAGUAUUACUGGGAUAAAUCAUGAAGUUGUUCAAAAGGUAUACUUGGGUUAUUUCUCACUUAUUUUGUGGAUACACUGACACAACUGCCUCAAUAAAUUUUGAGUUGAAAACGAAUGUAAGUUAGAUACAAUAACUGUGUGUUUUACCUACUACAGCUAGGGGGUGCAGAUGUUUCAUCUCUGAAUGCACUGAAGCACUCCACUUGGAUAAAUAGUCCGCUCCAAUGAAUAAACAAAAUAGACUUGCGUUUCAGUAGACACCAAUUCUAGAAAAAUACUAAUCCUGAAUAAGAAGUGGAUGUGACAAAAGUCCCACAUUACAGAUUUAGAGCAAUUUGAAAAUGCUUCGUGUGUUCUCUGAGACUGUUAAGUGUUUUCUUCUUCUGGGCAAACCAAUCGUCUUGUGACUUGGAUAACACUGAAUAGGAGACUUUCUGCAGCUCAAGCAGUGGCUCUUCUAAAUUAUUUCAAGGGGUGUCAGCAUUAGCAGCAGGGAAAUUCUAAACCCUGUGCUUUAUCUGAAAUAUUCUUCAGGUGUUCUGAAUUUCUGAAUUGUGUUAAAAUUGGGAAGAUAGGGCACAAACUCUAUUGUUACAGACUACAAAAUCUAAGAAGAGAGAAUUGCUUUUUUAAAAAAAUGCUACUCCUGCUAAAUAACAUUUUGUUCGUCAUUGAAUCCAUGCUGUACGUGGACCGGCAACUGCUUCCCAAAGGAAUUUUAUCCUCUGGUUCUGUUUUACAACAUGAAUGUAACAGUAAUCAGAAAAGUAAUGAAAUAUAAUGUCUUUCAGGAGCGAUGCAUGUUACAUAAAUGUGUUUCCCAAGUCUGUAUUUGGUUUCAAUAGUAUACCUCACUUGGUCUUAUCUUAAGGGCCUUACUGUGCAGUUUUUAGCAAGUGCAUGAAUUGAAGAUGCAGAAACCACUAAAAGUAAAAGUUCUAGAUUAACAUACCAAGGUGGAACAGUUUUUUUAUAGGAAACUUUUUUUCCUUCAAAACUAAAUCAUUUUCAGUUUUACUCCAGCCACAAGAUACUUCAAGGGGUUUUUUAGGCCAGAGAGAUGUAAUUUGUGAGUUUUCUUCUUUGACCACUAAUGGUUGCAUUCUUAAAUAUUUCACCAGCACAGCUGAGUGGGUUUUUUUUGCACUCAAAAGUUUUGAUGCUACAUUAUACUAUAUUGGAAUCUAACCUGCAGAGAUCAACCACUGCCCACCUCAUACCACUGGGAUGUGGAAUCCUGAUGAAAGGAGCACGAUGCUAUCCCACAUGCAUGCAGUGACCUGAGCCAAGGUUUUUAAUCAACAUCCUUCAACAAUUUUUCAAUAAAGCAAAAUCUGAUUUAUUCUGCAUUAUGUUUUCCCUGUAACAGUGUAGCCUGUACAGAACCGCUUUCCAGUGUAUUGGGAGUCUACAUAUAUUUUUAGUAGCAUUCUUAGUGUUUGCGCCUAAUAUGAAUGUAAUCAAUAUGUUCCGCUGGAGUACUAGUUAGACAGAAUGGAAGUGUUUCGUUUUUUCUUUGAAUAGAACAAUUGUUUUUCAUCCUGUCCCUCUUCUGAUGUUUAGACUACUGUUACUAUCAUCCUUGGCCAUUGGUCAUGCUGGCUAGGGCUGAUGUAAGUUGUAGUCCAACCCACAUGUAUAGGGCAACACAGGAUCUCUAUCCCUGCUUUAGCCUAAGAUAAGAGCCUUGUUCAAGAGAUAGAAUCUAAGCUGCACGUUUAACCUGAUUCUUGAGGUAGGGCUUGCAUGCAUACCAUGGGAGGAAUUCAAGGUCUUGCCAUGUCGGAUCGCUCAGCAAAAGGCUAUCUGAUACAGAAGGUAGGUUAUGUUUGUAGGCCUUAGCACAGAAUGAAAAAAAAAUCUUAAAUGUAUCUUCAUAGAUACAGGAGAACAUCUAAAACUUCUGAAUUGUGGUACUUAACACCACUCAGCUGAUAAGUCUGUUAAAGUAUUCUAGUACAUUAAUGUUUGUGCCUACAUUAAAUGUUCAUAGUUCC
Podarcis lilfordi (Lilford's wall lizard) is the source of this 21559-nucleotide messenger RNA. NCBI's taxonomy places the organism in Eukaryota, Metazoa, Chordata, Lepidosauria, Squamata, Lacertidae. The record is from the annotation of a GenBank genome assembly.